UGGAAAUCUUAAAAUUCAAUCCUCGAUUAAGUUGUUGUUGCCAUAUAGCAAAACAGAUAAUUCAAUUAAGCGUAACAAGUCACUUAAGGAAAAACAGAAAAGAAGUGACAGGCUAUUAUAUUCAUUAAGAUUUUGCACUGAAAUGAAUUGUACUUUAUCAUUUGAAAGCGAUGCUGAGUUAGAAGAACACAUGCUAUCUGGUCUUUAUACAGUUCCGAAAUCAUUAACAUCAUUGGAUAAAGUUCGCAACUCGUUUGUUCAUAAGAUGAAAAUUACUUCACAACUAAAUAUGCCAAUUUCUUCAUCCUCUAACAGUGCUUCCGUAAAAGACAAACCACAUUGCAUGAACAUUUUUCUAUUGCAAGGUUGGGCAUUGUUGCUAUCAAAACUUUUGCAAAUUAGAUUAUGUUUCUGACUGUUAAAUAGUUCUUUUACAAAUAUGAAAUUAAAAUUUAGGUGAAAGUUAUAAUUUUGUGUGUUUGUUUACAUAUGUUUAAAAGUAUGUACAAUUGAUAUUGUUAUAGAUUUAGUAACCUGAAAAGAAAAGGUAAGCUGGUAGAACCGACAACAGAAAAUAAUGAAAAUAGUCAGGUUAACGAUAACAAAGAAGUUUAUGGCAAAAAUGAUGACUUUAAUCUGACAGGAGACAAUGAAGAUGAUAAUAAAUAUGAGGAAGACAUCGCCAAUCUUGCAAAAGAAAUUUGUCUUGUAUGGAAAGCGAAUGAUUGGGUUGCUGUUGCAUAUGAAAAACAAUGGAAUAUUGGAUAUAUUGUGGAGAAAACAAUAACUCUUGCGGUGGGGGUUGGAUUAAUUAUAAAAAAUAUUGUUAUUUAUUCCGAACUCAAGACGAAACAUAUUAUGGAGACGAUUGGGAAAACUCAUAUUUAUCAUGUCUCUCUAAAGGAGGAAACUUGUUAAGUUUAGAAGAUCAGGAAGAAAAUUCGUUUGUUACAAGUAUUCUAGAAAAUGAUGAUAGCAUGAAAGAUAAAAAAUUCUGGAUUGGCCUCAAUUAUCUUAUGAGUUAUAAAAAGUUUGUCUGGUCUGAUCAUUCAAAAUGGAAUCUAAAAAUACCUAAUGAAAAUCUAUUAUCUCAAAAAAGUAGCGUUUCAGUUAUAGAUGCAAGAUGUGUGGUAAUAAAUUUUAAUAGUUGGUACGCUCAAGAUUGUUAUGAAAAGUAUGGAUAUAUUUGCAAAGCAAAAAAAGAGAGCAACAAUAGUUGCAAAAAGGAUUGGUUUGAAUUCGCUAGUUAUUGCUACUAUUUUUGUACUUUAAAUGAUUCAAAUGGCAGAAGAUGGUGGCAUUCUUAUUUAAACUGCUUAGAAAAAGGAGGAAAUUUGUUAAGUAUAGACGAUGAAACAGAAUACGUUUUUAUUUUAAACACUCUUAAAAACUACAACAUGAGCAAAAGUAAUUAUUGGAUUGGUCUUUCUGAUCGUUGGUAUAACUCAUGGUUUUUGUGGUCUGAUAAUACAUAUUUGCAGUAUAUACAUACUAAGUUCAAUGGAUUAUUUUAUGAUGUUAAACUUGAAAAAUGUGUCAUAAUAAAUAAAGACUAUUGGGAAAUAAAGAAUCUUAACAGCUUAAAUGGAUUUAUUUGUAAAAGUAGAAGAGCAACCAAUCAUAUUUGCAAUGAAGGUUGGACAGGUUAUAGAAAAUAUUGCUACUUUGUUCAAAGUACAAAUGAAAUAUUAGGUCAAACUUGGAUAGAAUCUUUUUCAUCAUGUCAGUCUAAAGGAGGAAAUUUGCUUAGUAUUGAAAACCAAGAAGAAAAUCAAUUCGUUCAAAGCAGUCUAAUCAAAGAUAAUGCAGAUUAUUGGAUUGGCUUAAAUAAACUUUGGAAUUACAGAAGGUUUGUGUGGUCUGAUCAUACAUACACUCAGUUUUUCAAUUGGAUUGGAGGUGAACCGAACACUGCUGAUGAUGUUAAAAAUUGUGUAGAAAUGAAUUCCAAUGGGUGGCGUGACAAUGAAUGCAAUACUUUAAAUGGGUUUAUUUGUAAAGUUAAAAGAGGUAUUUUAGAUUAUGUUAACCACCGUAAUGAAAUUAUUCUAACUCAAGGCUUUCUUUUUGGAACUCUUAAUGUUUUGAAGAAGGAGUUCACGAUUUCAUUCAAUUUGAAACCUAUAAUAUAUUUAAAGGGUUUGAAAAGUGUCAUUCAACUAAUCUCAAGUAAUAAUAGCCAAGAUGAUAGUAAUAAAAGUCUAGGUGUUUGGUUUCAUGAAGAUGGUUCUGGAAGUCUCGUUAUUAAUGCCGCAGCCAAUGGUAAUAGUAAUUGCUCAGUUAAAACAGAACCGCUCACCUUGGGUCAAUGGUCUAAUAUAAAAAUAUAUCAGUGGCUGUUUUGCAGUAAAUAUUGGUUUGCCGUAGAUAUAAAUGGUGUAAACAUUCAUAAAAUGGAAAAUUGUUUAACUGCUGAUUUGAAAAUGAUAAAAAUUUACGUAUCGAAUAUCUGGGAUGAUGCGCAUAAUGGAUCAAUAUCUGACUUAUUGAUUACUAAUGGAAAAGCAAAAUAUCUUAUUGGGCAUUAUAAUACUUCAUUAGUUAAAGGAAACAUUAUUGCUAAAAUAGCAAAGAUAAAUAAAGAAUAUUUGUUGUCUUUUGAUUUUAAACCAAUGGUAUUUGAGACUGGACUGCACAACAUUAUUUAUUUUACUGUUAGAGCUGAUAUGGUCAACAAAAGAAAUGACUUUCUAGGCAUCUGGGUAGAUGAUAGUGGUACAGGAAGAAUUAAAAUUGUUGCAUUACUUAAUGGAAAAUCAAGUUUCUAUUAUCACCCUAUUCAAUUAAAUACUUGGUCAAAGGUUGAGAUCAGUCAAUGUUCAAAUGGCUUCUUUUUUGUAUUCAAAGUUAAAAUAAAUGGAUAUGUUGUUUUUUCAAUUAUUAACAAUGAAGCCCAGGAUUUAAAUAACGUCACAGUGUAUGCUUCAAAUCCAUGGGACAAAGUUCAAAAUGGCUCAAUAAAAAGUUUCUUCAUUAUUAAUGACAGUGAAUGUAAAUCUAAUGUUGUUUAUGCUAAAGAUUAUGUUAAUCAUAAUUACGAGUUUACUCUUCAUCAAGGAACAAUUCUUGGAACACUAAGAGUUUUAAAAAAGGAGUACACUAUUUCGUUUAAUUUGAAGCUUAUGAGUUAUUCUAAGGGUUUAAAAAAUGUUCUUUAUUUAACCCUGUGUAAUGAGAGUGAAAUAUAUGGUGACAGACAUCUAGGUCUUUGGUUUCAUGAAAAUGGUUCUGGAUGUCUUGUUAUUUAUGCUUUAGUUAACGGUAAAAAUAAUUACUUUGUCAAAACAGAUCCUCUUUCAUUAGGUCGAUGGCAUAAUAUUAGAAUCUAUCAGUGGUUGCUUGGAAAAAAAUAUUUAUUUACUGUUGAUCUGAAUAACAUUAAUAUUCACAGAGCAGAAAAUUUUUUAGCCUUUGAUUUUAAAAACAUUAAAGUUUAUGGUUCUAAUAUAUGGGAUGCUGCACAAGAAGGUUUCAUAUCUGACCUUUUAAUAAUUAAUGGAAAAGUUGAGUUUAUUGUUGGCAAUUUUAUUACUCCAUUAGUAAAGGGGAAAUUAAUGGCUGUGAUUCCAUAUCUAGACAAAGAAUAUUUUGUUUCACUUGAUUUUAAUCCUUUUAAAUUUGAUAUUGGUUCACGCAAUGUUAUUCAUUUGACAAUUGGUUCUGAUCAUUUUAAUUAUGGUGAUAAAAAAUCAGGAAUCUGGUCGGUUUCACAAGGUAAUGGCGUUCUUGAAAUAGCGUCUUCAAUUAAUGGAUAUGUGGAUGUACAUACUUUUUCAACAAAUGCAUUUGAAGUUAAUCAGUGGUCAAAUAUUGUAAUAUGCCAAUUUUUUAACGGUUCAUUCUAUAUAUACACAAUCAUUAUAAAUGAAAAAGUUGCGUUUUCUAUAACAAACUAUCAAGCUAAUAGCUUUGUCAAUGUCAAAGUAUAUGCUUCAAAUCCAUGGGUGGAGGCUCUUAAUGCUUCAAUAAAAAGCUUGUUUGUGGUCAAUGGAAAUUCAACCAAAGAAAUGGAACCCAUUGUUAUUAUUAAUAAAGUUUCAACUUCAACUUCAUAUUCUACUAAUAACAAAAUAUCAGUAAUCUCUAUUGCCGUAUUAGUUCCAGUUAUAACUGUUCUUGUUGCAGUUUGUUUUGUUAUUGCAGUAUUGAGAUUAUGCAGAAAAAAAACCCCAAAAUCAAUGAAUCUAAAUCCUUACACUAUGGAUCAAUACAUUGGGUAUGAUGAAUUAUUAGUAGAUGAAUGGGAGAUAUACCCUGAAAAUAUUAUUAUGGGUAAAAAAAUUGGAGAAGGAGCAUUUGGUACUGUUUAUAUUGCAAAACUUAGUUCAUCUUUUGUUUCAAGAAAAAGAAAUAUAAAACAGAAAUCUGAUUUUUAUGAUAUCUUAGAAAACACUAUUAAUGUUGCUGUGAAACUUGUAAAAGAUUCUGCUGAUCCAUCAGAACUCAAUGAUUUUACUGAAGAAAUGAAUCUGAUGAAAGAAAUACGAUAUCAUAAGAAUAUUGUAAAUUUGAUUGGCUGUUCAACACUUAAGAAACCAUUUUGUUUAGUUGUUGAGUAUAUGGAGCAUGGAGAUUUACUGAAUUUCUUGCGAAAGAGACGAAGCAAUUUUUGUACAUUUAAUAUUGAUGGAAAAUCGUCUGUAAACUUUAUGCAUACACAAGGGUAUCAAAAAUCUCUGAAGACAACAACAGUAACAACAGGUGAUUCAUCUUUGUGUGUUAAGUCGAAUGAAACUCCAUUGAAAGAUGAUGAGAUGUUAACGCCAGACGAUUUGCUUAGUUUUGCUUGGCAAGUGGCAUCUGGAAUGGAAUUUCUUUCAUGUUCCAAAUUGGUUCAUCGAGAUCUUGCUGCAAGAAAUAUUUUAGUCGGGUCAGGAAAAAUUGUAAAAAUAUCUGAUUUUGGUCUAACUCGAAAAACAAAUGAUGAAUUAACCUACAUGAGCAAGAAAAAGCGUCGGUUACCGGUCAAGUGGAUGUCUGUUGAAGCCAUAUUCGACCAGAUGUUUACAUCAUUCAGCGAUGUGUGGUCGUACGGCGUUGUAUUAUUUGAAAUUGUAACUUUAGGAGGUACACCUUAUCCUGCUAUAAGUAACCGUGAACUUCUCUCUCUUUUGAAAUCUGGUUAUCGAAUGGAUAAACCUGAAAACUGUUCUGAAAAAAUGUUUGAUGUUAUGUUACAGUGUUGGCAUGAGGAUCCAUUACAACGCCCUACCUUUUCAACACUACGUGAGUAUUUUGAUAAAGUAAUAUCUCAAGUUGGCAGUUAUCUCAACUUUGAACUCAACGAAAAUACUACACCGUCAUUUUUACCCUAUGAAAUAGACAACCAUGACGAUAAUACAAUAGAAGACGGAGUUUUACAAAAUCCUGUGCGGCUAAAGUCAAUUGAAGAAAUAAAAAAAAUAGAUGAUUUUAUUCUUCCAUUGUACGAUAGAUAUACAAGUGUUAAAUAAAAUCCAACAACCAACAAUUCAUAUAAUGAUCGAAAUAUAAAAUCUCAUAUUAGCUUUAGAACUUUGAAACAUACAGUCUUUGCUAAAGUACAAAAUUAUGUGCGGCUAUUAAAGUACGGACCUUGUAUAGCGUGGCGUUGUAUGCUGCGUUUUAUCAGAAAAGUCAUAAAUAGCAAUUUUGACAAUUAUAUUUAAAUUCAAAAAUUAUCUGAACUGGAUUUAAAAAAAUUCUUUAAAAUGUAUUUUUUUUGUUAUAACUGUUUAGCAUAAUGUAUAAAUCUAUAUCAAUAUGUAUUUUCUCAGUGUUUUGAUCAUCAUUAUAAAUGUAAAAAAUAUUUUUUUAA
Molecule: messenger RNA, 5797 nt
Organism: Hydra vulgaris (swiftwater hydra)
Lineage: Eukaryota; Metazoa; Cnidaria; Hydrozoa; Anthoathecata; Hydridae
Source: RefSeq, a predicted model, not a curated record